AUGACGCAAUUCCUGCUGAUUGAGAACGAGGCGGUUCAAGAGUUGCCGGAGGGAGUGUUCGGCAAUGUCACUUUCGAGGCGAUAAUCAUCUUCUAUGCCGCCGUGGCCACCGUGCAUCCUUCGGCGCUCCUCCCUUCCAAAGAUCGGCUCUACCACGUGCAGAUAUAUUUCAGUGGCUUGGCGGAUUUCCCCUGGGAGGUGCUGCCCGAGCUCACCCAUCUGUACUAUUUGGAUCUCAGAAAUAAUUAUUUGACCGCUCUGCCGCCUGUUUUAAGCCCAAGCCUCACUACCCUCGAUCUCGGCGGCAAUCGAAUAACCAGACUCGAAUCUAACUGGUCUGCGCCAAACCUGACGGUUCUUUCUUUCGAUUAUAGCCCGAUGUCGGAGGUUCAGCAUGGGUUCUUCUGGAGUUUGCCGAAUUUACAGAGGUUCUGGUGCAUUUCCUGCCAACUGGGACAGACUAUACUGAACGGAACGUUGGGUUUUCACAGUCCAGCCUUGGAUCUCGUCAGCCUCGAGCAGAGCACCAUCUCCAGCCUGGAAUCACACUCUAUCACAGGAUUCACAGCAGACGCGAGAAUACGUCUAUCGAAGAAUCAAAUCAGCGAACUGACGGAAGAGUCCUUCCGCCCGAUGCUGGAGGUCCUCUCCUCGGGGGAUGGGAACAUCGAUCUAGCCGAGAAUCCGGUCGAGUGCAGAUGUAGUAUGGCCUGGAUUGUGCUCAAUCCGGACUUCCUGGGAAGCGUGAAGGGUCAAUGCACGAACGGAACUGACUUUCAAGACUUGGAUCCGGAGGUCUUCCAAGACUGCAUCUAAAUCGGUGGAUUUCAAUGAAAUCUACUUCGCAUGAGCCACUUCAAAUUGGAUUCCAGCAAUCCACGUUGACUCGUAGAAUUAUUGGGAGAUCCAGGAUGCAUAAAUAUAAUUUUCCACUUA
This is a messenger RNA of Darwinula stevensoni, 936 nucleotides long. NCBI's taxonomy places the organism in Eukaryota, Metazoa, Arthropoda, Ostracoda, Podocopida, Darwinulidae. The record is from the annotation of a GenBank genome assembly.